Messenger RNA from Tetranychus urticae (two-spotted spider mite), 1329 nucleotides. It is a transcript of the gene PIG-L, whose product is annotated as phosphatidylinositol glycan anchor biosynthesis class L. The record is from RefSeq and is a predicted model, not a curated record. Gene Ontology annotation, molecular function: N-acetylglucosaminylphosphatidylinositol deacetylase activity. Lineage: Eukaryota; Metazoa; Arthropoda; Arachnida; Trombidiformes; Tetranychidae. Gene Ontology annotation, cellular component: endoplasmic reticulum.
ACUGUUAAAACCAAAGCAGCGUCCCAAACAGAUGAUCCGAAUCCUUGUUUUGUAAAAGAGCUUCCCUGGUUUAAGGACAUUUAUGUUUCUUGUUUGUUUGAUUUGAUGAAUUUAUUUACAGCUUGCAUUAUUUAUAUCAUUCUUUGUGUUUUAUUAGUAACUCAAUGGGAGACCACACUAGAUAAGGAAACGUUCAUGGAAAAGGACGCUUCAACUUUACUGGUUAUUGCACAUCCAGAUGAUGAGACUAUGUUCUUUGGUCCAGCUUUGAUUAACUUGGCUACAGUAAAAUCUAGUAAAACUUUUGUUUUGUGUCUCACAUCAGGGAACUAUGAUGGGUUAGGAACCAUUCGUAGGUUAGAAUUGCUUGAAGCUAUGAAAGAAAUUGGCCUUCCUGUCAAAAAUGUUUUCAUUACUGAUCAUUUCAUUGAUGGAAUGAAUCAACACUGGAACCUGACUAUGAUUGCAAUGGUUGUUAGUGAGAAAGUUACUGAGAACAACGUAAGUGAAGUGAUCACAUUUGAUGAAUAUGGAAUCAGUGGGCAUCCCAAUCAUAAGGACACGAAUGGAUUUAUUAAGAUAUUUCUAUCUAAUAUGAACCCAUCAGUCAAAUUCAUGACUUUGGAAAGUGUGAAUAUUUUCAGAAAGUAUUUAUCUUUUCUAGAAGCUCCUAUUUCGUUAAUCGAUUGGACUUUAAGAAAAUUUCUAACAGAAACUUGUAAUCAAUCCAACGCAAAGUGCCAAAAGAAAGUGUUUAUCGGCAUAGAACCUUCAAAGUAUCUUAAGUUGCUCGAUUCAUUAUAUCGUCAUCAAAGUCAAAUGGUUUGGUUCAGAAGGCUUUAUUCAUUGUUUUCAAGAUACAUGUUCAUAAACACUCUUAUCGAAUGUUAAUUCUUCUACUGUCCGUGCUCUGGUAGAGACGUUAUAUACCAGUUUCACCAAUAUUCACGUCGAAUACAAUUUAAUGGUAGUCUGGCGGGAAGUAUUGUUUUUCUAGUCAUGGAAAGGCUGGUUCAAAAACUUUUAAAAGAUUAGUUCGAAGGAAAAAGGUUUUUUGUUCCAGAGGAUUUAAUAAAACCAAUGUGAGGCAGUUCAAGAAGAAAGCCUGGAAACAAAAAUGUAAGGGUAAAUCCAUUACAUGUUACAUCUGUGAUCAAGAAGGACAUUGGGCUUUCUUCAACUGUAUAGAGUUUUGAAAGAGAAACUCAAUAUUAAAACAUUUCUAGCCCUGAUGGCGACUACUACCUAUGGAACCUGACUUGAAACCAUUGAAAAGUUUGAUACUUUUACAAAAUUUUCAUCGCAUAAAAUAAACUUAACUUAUUAUUA